This is a messenger RNA of Nymphaea colorata (pocket water lily), 2913 nucleotides long. Its product is annotated as probable copper-transporting ATPase HMA5. Gene Ontology annotation, molecular function: metal ion binding; ATPase-coupled monoatomic cation transmembrane transporter activity; ATP hydrolysis activity. The transcript is spliced from 6 exons. NCBI's taxonomy places the organism in Eukaryota, Viridiplantae, Streptophyta, Magnoliopsida, Nymphaeales, Nymphaeaceae. Bases 195 to 2774 code for a protein of 859 amino acids. The record is from RefSeq and is a predicted model, not a curated record. Gene Ontology annotation, biological process: monoatomic cation transport. Gene Ontology annotation, cellular component: membrane.
AGUAUAAAACCAGCUCCGUCUGUGCUCCUAUACGCAAAGAGGGAGGUCUCCCCUGCUACGCAUCUCCUACUUCGCCUCCUUUGCUCAUUCAUACGUGAAGAACUGCUUCUCCGUCGGCCCAUAAAAUCCUGGAAUGAAGGAGAUAUAAAGGAGAACAUAUAAUUGCCCCGAUUUCUUAGAGUAACAAUAGAAGCAUGGAUCCUAAAUCUAUUUCCGUCUGCCGGAUUAGUGUGAAAGGAAUGACAUGCACAACAUGCUCAACAACAAUAGAGUCCACCCUCCAAAACAUGCCUGGCAUACACAGUGCCAUGGUGGCCUUAGCCACUGAGGAAGCAGAAAUCAAGCAUGACGCUAAAUUGGUAUCCCCUGAGCAACUCAUAGAAGCCAUUGAGGACAUGGGAUUCGAGGCCACACUCAUGGACCAAAAAUCGACCACCCUCCAUCUCAAGAUCCAACAGUCACUAGAAAAGAACAUUUCUUAUGAUGCUAUUGAAGCAGCCCUUCAAUCCCACCCUGGAAUUGAAUCCAUAAAUAUGAACAAGACUCAAGAAAAAAUUUCAAUAUCAUAUACCCCAUGCCUUAUUGGCCCUAGAAAGAUCAUUCAGAUAAUAGAAUCACUAGGACUGAAUGUUGCUCUUGUAAGUGCCCCAAACAAGGAAGACUCGAAGAAUGAUGGCAUCAGACAAUACUACAUGGCUUUCCUUUGGAGCCUGGUUUUCACCAUACCCAUAUUCCUAACAUCAAUGAUCUUCAUGUACAUCCCAUAUCUCAAGAUGGGUCUUGAGAAAAAGGUGAUAAACAACCUAAACAUUGGUCUAGUCAUGAGAUUAAUAUUAGCAACUCCUGUUCAAUUCAUUGUGGGGAGAAGAUUUUACAUAGGGACAUACCGGUCCUUAAAGAAUGGUUGUGCCAACAUGGAUGUUUUGAUUGCACUAGGCACUAAUGCUGCAUAUUUCUAUUCACUAUAUACUGUAAUAAGGGCAUCAACAUCUGCCCAUUUCAAAAAUGAAGAUUUCUUCGAGACAUCAGCAAUGCUCAUUACUUUUAUACUCUUGGGAAAGUUUCUUCUGGUCUCUGCUAAGGGAAAGACCUCAAGUGCAAUCUCCAAGCUAAUGAGGCUAGUGCCUGAUACUGCCAUAAUUUUGAGCUUUGAUGAAGAAGGGAAAGUGGUGGGAGAGGAGGAGCUGAGAUGGGAGCUGAUAGAGGAAGGGGAUGUGAUCAAGGUGAUGCCUGGUGGGAGGGUGUGCAUGGAUGGAGUGGUGGUGUUUGGGGAGAGCUAUGUGGAUGAGAGCAUGAUAACUGGGGAGCCCAAGCCUGUAGUUAAGGGGGUGGGAGAUGGGGUCAUAGGGGGCACCAUGAAUGGCUGUGGAGUGCUGCAUGUGAAAGUGGUACGCGUGGGGGAAGACACUGCCUUGAUGAAGAUUGUCAGGCUGGUCGAGGCUGCCCAGAUGGCGAGGGCCCCUGUUCAGAAGUUUGCUGACAGGAUAUCCAAGUACUUUGUGCCCACUGUGGCUUCCAUUUCCUUCUUGACAACGCUGGCGUGGUACCUGGCAGGCCGCCUUGGUCUGUACUCGAGGAAGUGGAUCCCCAGCUACAUGGACUCCUUCGAGUUUGCUCUUCAGUUUGGGAUAUCGGUGGUCGUGAUCGCCUGCCCCUGCGCCCUGGGCUUGGCCACCCCAACUGCUGUCAUGGUAGGCACAGGCGUUGGUGCCUCCCAGGGCGUCCUCAUCAAGGGAGGACUUGCCUUGGAGAGCACUCACAAGGUCAAUUGUAUUGUUUUCGACAAAACAGGGACACUUACAUGCGGGAAGCCAACAGUAGUGAGAACAAAGCUAGUCAAGGACAUGGCUCUGGAGGAUUUCUAUGAAUUAGUUGGUGCAGUCGAGGGAAAUAGCGAACACCCUCUUGGAAAAGCUAUCACAGACCAUGCUGAAGGCUUGAGGCGGGAACAAGGUUGGCAAGAAGUCACAGACUUCAUAUCGGUGACAGGACAGGGAGUGAAAGCAAUAGUAAAUGACAAACAAAUCAUUGUGGGAAAUGAGAUGAUGAUGUCUGGAUCAAACAUCCGAUUCCCCACAUCUAUACUCAGUUACAUGACUGAAGCACAGAAGAUGGGCCAUACAGCCAUACUUGUCUCAAUUGAUUCAGAACUUGCUGGUGUUAUCUCCGUGUCUGAUCCUGUAAAGCCUGAGGCACACGAUGUUAUUGCUUUACUUGAUAAGAUGAACAUUAAAAGCCUGAUGAUAACAGGGGACAACCAUGAGACAGCAAAGACAAUUGCCAGAGAGGUAGGAAUUGAUCAUGUUGUUGCAGAGGCUUCACCAGAGAAGAAGGCUGACAAAAUUAAGGAAUUGCAAAAAUGUGGAUUGAGAAUAGGGAUGAUAGGGGAUGGGAUUAAUGAUUCACCAGCAUUAGCAGUAGCAGAUGUCGGAAUGGCCAUUGGAGCUGGCACCGACAUAGCAAUUGAAGCUGCUGAUAUUGUUCUAAUGAGGAGCAACUUGGAAGAUGUUGUGACUGCCAUUGACCUCUCAAGAAAGACCUUUAACCGUAUCCGGCUGAACUAUAUGUGGGCCCUACUUUACAAUGUCAUGAGCAUACCAAUUGCAGCUGGGGCACUUUUUCCUCUUACUGGAUUUCGGCUACCACCAUGGGUUGCUGGAAUUGCCAUGGCUGCAUCUUCAGUUAGUGUUGUCUGCUCAUCUCUCUCACUCAAGUACUACAAGCGGCCUAGAGAGCUUAAUUUCCUUCAAAUGCAUGGAGUAAAAGCACAAUAGUGCAUUCAAGUGAACAGCCGAAGCCAUCAUACUGUACAACUGUUCAUGCCCUUUGUACAUGUAUAUAUGCAACCUGGCAACCACAUUGCACUUUGUAAAAGCCAAAAUUAGCAAUAAAAUGCCACAGCAUUUGUCCCUA